UCAUACUCAGGCUGAGUAAGGCACUAAAGUUAACAUGUAAUAUUUAUUAUACUAGGAAUAGGAAUCUUUCUGUACAAUUGUAUAUUGUGUUGUAUUUGCGUACAAAUUCAGUGCUUUCGUUAUAAAAAUAAAUGUAAAAAUUCUAUUAUGACAUAAUUAUCCGUGAUACUAGCAUUUUGGUAAUCAAAAAUGAUUCGUAAACUUUUUCCAAGAGUGGUCAAAUAUGGAUUAGUCAGUGGAGUAGCAAUCGGUAGUACUGCGUAUGCUUUGAAUUAUGAUUACAAUAGUAAUGUGUUUGUGAGGAUUUCAAGGACAGCAGUGACGGCUAUAGAAAUCGGCAAGACCUAUAAUGAUAUGUUGUACAGUAAAGAAUGGGAUAAGGAAUCGAAGGAAUACAAACAAAUUAGAAGUGCAGCCCACCUUAUAUGCGCGGAGAAAUUGUUGGAGCUCUGCAAAGCUAACAAAGGUGCUUAUAUUAAGGUUGGGCAGCAUGUUGGAGCAUUAGAAUACUUAUUACCCUCUGAAUAUGUCACCACUAUGCGAGUUUUGCAUAAAGAUGCGCCACAGAACACUGUAGAAGAACUGUAUACAGUUAUUAAAGAAGACCUGAAUAAAGAUCCUGACACUUUAUUUGACGACUUUGAUGAGAAACCACUGGGAACGGCCUCACUAGCUCAAGUCCAUAAAGCCAAACUAAAAGAUGGAACACUAGUUGCGGUUAAAGUUCAGCACCAUUUUGUGAAAAAGCACAUUGAAAUAGACAUCAUAUGGAUGGAAUUAGUUUUAAGAAUGAUGAUGAAAGUAUUUCCAGAUUUUGAACUGGCUUGGCUCAUAGAUGAAACAAAGAGGAAUAUUGCUAAAGAAUUGGACUUUUUACAAGAAGGGAGAAAUGCUGAAAAAGUUGCCAAAAUGUUUAGCCAUUACAAAUGGCUGAAGGUUCCAAAGAUAUAUUGGGAUUUCAGUACUUCAAGGGUUUUGGUUAUGGAUUAUGUGGAAGGGGGCCAUGUUAAUGAUCUAAAAUAUAUUGAUAAUCACAAGAUAGACCGCGCAGAUUUGUGCCGAAAGCUAGGCGACCUGUACUCCCAUAUGAUCUUCAUCAGUGGGUUUGUGCACAGUGACCCGCACCCCGGCAACAUUUUGCUGAGGAAAGAGCCUGGCGAAAAGGAAACUACCAUGUAUCUGCUGGAUCACGGUUUGUAUGCUAAUCUCACGGAUAAGUUCCGGUACCACUACUCAAAGCUGUGGCUGGCCAUAAUAGGGAGGGACCGCGAGGAAAUGCGUUUGCACUCCGAAGCCCUGGGGAUUCGCAGCCAACUGUACGGGCUGUUCGCGUGCAUCGUGACCGGUCGCCCGUGGGAGUCAAUCAUGAAAGGCAUCAAGGAUACCAAGCCGUCUAGCAGUGAGAAAACAGUGUUCCAAAACGAACUCCCGAACUUCGCGCACUACAUAACGCAAUGUUUGGAGCACGUCGACCGGCAGGCUCUGCUAGUACUAAAAACCAAUGACUUGAUCCGGAGCAUUGAGUACGCAGUUGGUAUGCAGGAGCGGAUGUGCGGUUUCUUAGUUAUGACGAAAUGCUGUAUAGAGAGCGUCUACAAGCUCGAAUACAAGAACGCCAAUUCAGCAUUGAGAAGGCAGUAUCUCAGCCUGAAAUUUAGGUGGUCCAUGUUGACUCUUUAUCUGUACUCAGUGUUUCUGUCUUUGAAGGAAAAGUUCACAUCACCCAGCGUGCGCGUUACAGUUCAAUCAACGGUUAAUCAAACCUUCAUACAGUAAACGGAGUAAAAACUGCAAAAUGCGCUAAGAAAAGCGACCAACGCCAUCAUUGAGAGUUUUUUAUAAUUUCGCUGUUGCUCGUUAAGAUGUUUCUUAUGCUAGAGCUUAGUUAGACUAUAUUUUAGUAUAAAUGUGAAGUGAAAAGUCUGACCAUUCUCCAAAUAGCCUCAUUUAUGCUUCAGUUUUACAUUAACUUAUCAUUUUCUAUUGUACCUAGCUUUAAAAACUAGUGUUAUUAAAUUAUUUUAUUAGUUUAUACUAAACUCUGGCAAUUAUGAGUAAAGUGACGUUAUCGUGUUGUCUUUAUGAAAAUAUUAACUUACCAUUUUUAAGCCUUAUUACAUUGGGAUAAGGUUUACAAAUCGUCUGAUUAAUUUGUCUUCGACUGUACAGGGAGAGUCCUAGUUUUUAUAGAAUCUACGAAAAAACAGUAUAUUAAUUUCUUCCGUUAUUAUACUGGCAGUUAGCUGGCUUUUCAUUAGCUUUCGCGCCGUUUUGGAGCACUUUUAUGAAAUAUUAGUGCAGACAAAACCAAUUUCUACUAGUCACGAGUAGUCCAUUGUCAUACCUCGAUAGGGCUUAUCAUUAUGAUAAGUAUGUGUACUGCAAAAGUACCUUCUAAAAUGUAUAUUUUGAUAAUUGUAUGUAUAAAAUCAUUAUGCGCUCAAAUCUACAAGUUAUUUUUGUAUUAUUGUAACAUGUUUUAAGGGGCCCACUG
This is a messenger RNA of Cydia strobilella, 2494 nucleotides long. It is a transcript of the gene Adck1, whose product is annotated as aarF domain-containing kinase 1. NCBI's taxonomy places the organism in Eukaryota, Metazoa, Arthropoda, Insecta, Lepidoptera, Tortricidae. The transcript has 6 exons. The record is from RefSeq and is a predicted model, not a curated record. Gene Ontology annotation, molecular function: ATP binding; protein kinase activity. Gene Ontology annotation, biological process: protein phosphorylation. Bases 190 to 1776 code for a protein of 528 amino acids.